AAUUGGUGAUCACCGCGCGCGUGUGCACACAUUCAGCAGAAACACAAUGAGACCACCCAAUUUCCAAGCCUCAGCUCCGCUAUUCGCGAUUGUUGUAAUCACAACACUGACACAUCACAUUGCUUGCGCUCAAAACUCCCGGAACGACUUCCUCAUAGCCCACAACCUCGCCCGCGCAGCCGUCGGCGUCCCCCCCUUGUCGUGGAACCGCACCAUCGCCGCCUUCGCCCGCGAAUUCGCCGACCGUCGUAAGGCCGAUUGCCGACUGGUCCACUCUGGACGGCCCUACGGCGAGAACCUCUUCUGGGGCUCCGGCACGGACUUCACGGGCGCGGAUGCGGUGCGGAGUUGGGUUGAAGAGAAGCAAUUCUACGACCAUCACACGAACACGUGCGCCGCCGGAGAGGAGUGCAGGAGCUACACGCAGGUCGUGUGGCGGAACUCCGUGCACUUGGGUUGCGACCGCGUGCUGUGCGACGGCGGCGGCGGCGUCUUUGUAGUGUGCAACUAUGAUCCUCCUGGGAACUACAUCGGUGAGCGGCCUUAUUGAUCGAUUGAUCAGUGGAUUAUCUUCUUGGAACACAAAUAAUUAGCUUGCGGGCUAUUAUUUUUUUCAAAAAAGUAAUAAUGCCAUAUUAAAUACAAAUUAGAAUCCUUUUGAGUCUUUAA
Molecule: messenger RNA, 669 nt
Organism: Ananas comosus (pineapple)
Lineage: Eukaryota; Viridiplantae; Streptophyta; Magnoliopsida; Poales; Bromeliaceae
Product: pathogenesis-related protein PRB1-3-like
Exons: 1
Coding region: 47-550 (167 amino acids)
Cellular component (GO): extracellular region
Source: RefSeq, a predicted model, not a curated record